GGAGGAUAAGGGCGGCACUGCGAGAUCGGUUUCCUCGCUACUCAGCGGUUAGUGAGCAAUGGCCAGUCGUGCAUACCUCACAAACGCUCAGGCGACGGAGUGCCGAAGAAGCCAGGGAGGCCAAAGGGAGCGAAAGAUGCGAAGCCGCGAACUCGUCGAUCGAAGCAGGAGAUCGCUGAGCAGAGGAACGCGGCAGCUGCUGGCCUCCCCAUGGAUUCCCGUGGCAAAGUCAUCAACGCGUUCGACCGCGGGAUGGGAGGCCCCAUGCGGGGCAGGCAGGGGCUGCCGGCCAUGGGCAUGGGGGGCCUCGUUGGCCCGGGCAUGGGAUAUCCUGGCCCUCCUAUUCCUCCCGGCGCCUUCGGCGAUGGAAGAUUAUCAGCGGCUUCCUGGGCUGGACACGAUCCGAAGAUGAUGCAGCAGUGGGAAGCACAAGGCGGCAACGCGCAGGCCUUCCAGCGGUUGAGUCAAGGUGGAGGUCUGGACCCAGCAGCAUGGGAAGCGCAAGGCUACCCCGGGGGUCAUAUGGGCCCCAUCCCUGGACACCCCGGCGGGUAUGCGGCAGGGUGGUGGCAUGGGCAACUUCAUCACUACCCCAUGCCUGGCAUGCCUCACAUGCCCGGGAUGAUGCCGGGGAUGGGCGAGGGGAUGGUGUGGCCGGGAAUGGCAGCUGCUCCUCCCCCAGGAGCAGCUGAGGCCGGCAACAUGCCCAAUGCAGGACCAGAAGGCAUGGGGCCCUGGCAGGGAAUGGGAGGAUGGGUUUCAAACAAGCAAAAGCGCUCGUCCCGCGGUCAGCCAGAGAUGAACUCGUUUACCAACGUUCCCCCUUGAAACUGUUUGUAGAAGAACCUGAUAAAUCAUGCUAUAUCUUAAUCGUAAGCUAGAGAUAUUUUUUGUAAUUUGUAUCGUGAAGCUUCAUGGUAAUCGCCUUUAAUAAAAGUUGUGGAU
Molecule: messenger RNA, 945 nt
Organism: Guillardia theta CCMP2712
Lineage: Eukaryota; Cryptophyceae; Pyrenomonadales; Geminigeraceae
Exons: 2
Coding region: 211-828 (205 amino acids)
Source: RefSeq, a predicted model, not a curated record